Molecule: messenger RNA, 431 nt
Organism: Dentiscutata erythropus
Lineage: Eukaryota; Fungi; Glomeromycota; Glomeromycetes; Diversisporales; Gigasporaceae
Source: the annotation of a GenBank genome assembly
AACAAGAAGGAAGAAAGGAUAAGUUGGAAAAAGAUAUAAGCGAACUAUCGCAGCAAGUCCAAAGCAUGAGUAUCAACUACGCCAGACUUACGGCUUUGUUAACAACCCAAGUUGAAUCAAGUACCUCACGACCUAGAGCGACUAAUAGGACGAAUAAUACGGUAACUUGUUUUAAAUGUGGCGAAAAAGGCCACUACGCAAGAGAUUGCCUUUCGGAAAAAGAACCACAAGUACAAAAAUCCACUCAGCCCACUAGGAUCACAAACCGCGAAACCGAAGCACAUUACAGUGGAGUUAAUGACGGCUAUAGUUAUGAAAGAGAGAUGUAUACUAUCGAUAAUAGAUACCAACCUUACGAUAAAGAAAAUAGAGAACAAUUUCAACCUAAUUCAGAAUCGCAAUGGGAAGGACGGUUAAGAAAUAAAACAACU